This is a messenger RNA of Ipomoea triloba (trilobed morning glory), 970 nucleotides long. RefSeq lists its product as uncharacterized. NCBI's taxonomy places the organism in Eukaryota, Viridiplantae, Streptophyta, Magnoliopsida, Solanales, Convolvulaceae. The coding region runs from base 450 to 770 and encodes 106 amino acids. The transcript is spliced from 4 exons. The record is from RefSeq and is a predicted model, not a curated record.
ACCACCUACGAUGUCGCAACUCUGUCCUCUCCCCAAUUUCACAAUUCUGGAAACCCCACCCCCAAAAAAUAGAUCUCAGUAUCUCACGCCACCACUCUUCCUUCACCAUCUUCUACGCUAUCCAAAAGAUUCAACAAUGGCUUCUCUAUGGCCGAACAACCCAAUCGCACACAAUAUACACCAAAUCAAAUCUACAAUCCAAAAACCCUACCAUCAGUUCGUACAUUUUCACUUCGAUUCCAACCCUAAAUACUUGAUACCUAACUGUUUCUGCAAAUCUAUGCUCCCACAAUCCUCAAAAAUACCUUACAUGUCCGAUUAUUCAAAUCCUUAUAAGUAAUCGUUAGAAUAACCAUCAACGAUUACAAAUCAACAAACCCUAACCAACAAAUCUACGAAAUCAAAUACCACAAAUCACAGAUACGAAAAUCAUCGGAGAAGAAAGAAGAAUGGCGAGCACAAGUUAUACGAAGUACAAUAGCCCACAGAUAUUCUCCAAAUUGAUUAUUCAAUUCUGGACAGUGCUAGAAUUUCAAUCUAUGGGUAGAUCAGGAACAAUGAAAAUAUACAUACAACUUCUUUUAGUAAUGAAACUGUCAUCCUGCACAGAAAUGUUAUCAAGCACCUCAGUAGAUGCAAGAAUUGUUGAAGCUAAAUAUUGCAUCUGUUUGAACAGGAAACUCCUUGCAAGAGUGGCUGAAAAAACUGGCCAGACAUGCUGGAACUUGAAGGAAGCUAAGAGAAUAGCAAGUUGUAAAUUCAAUUCUUAGUUAUCUGUUUUCAGAGAAGACCCAAAGCUCUGAAUCUUGUAAUCUAUUAGCAUAGUAGAGGAAUGAUGUAGGUAUUUAUAAGCGUGUUGAAGCAGCUGUGUAAAACUAAAAAAAAUACGCAAAAUCUGUACUUUUAAACCAAACCCAUACCAUGCUUGACUAUGCUCACACGCAACCUAUCCCUAUAUUUCAGCCUAAAA